ACUAUGAAUGGCAAAAGCGGUCGACAGAUGUGGUGGCAAUCGUUGGGCAAAACACAACUCCAAUGUAUUGUCGAUUGACUUCCCUUUCCGUUGAAGUGUUUUCACGUGAAUAAUAAUGGUCGGACCCGCGAAACCGAAAACAACGACAGCGAAGGCGGCGCCGAAAGCGGCCGCCAAAACGCCCGCCUCUGCCGCCAAGAAGAAGCCUAAAGUUGUUUUGCCGAAGAAUGUGAAGAAACUGAUCACUCAUCGGUCGACUCGACCUCUUUGGGCCAAAAUCAGGCGAACGGCGAAGAGUAAGAAAGUGCCCGCAGAGACACUCCUGAAGAAGAAGCCCAAGUUUGUGGUGAAGAAGAUCGGCGGCGAGAAGAAUGGCUCCAAACGUAAGGUUUUGGUGAAGAAGGGAAAGAAAUACUACCCGACAGAAGACAAGCCGAAGAAGCGCCGCACCGGACAGAAGACAUUCAAUUCACACAAACGAACGCUGAAAGAAGGUCUAGUGCCGGGCUCUGUGCUGAUCAUUCUGGCCGGUCGUCAUCGCGGCAAACGUGUGGUGUUUCUGAGACAGUUGUCGUCGGGUCUGCUUCUGGUGACCGGACCCUUCAAGAUCAACGCCUGUCCUCUGCGGCGAAUGCAUCAGCAGUUUGUGAUCGUGACCUCCACUCGACUGGACAUCUCGGGUGUCAAAGUUCCCGAUCAUAUCGACGACAAGUACUUCAAUGUGAAGAAAGAUCGGUCACCGAAGGGCAAGAAAGGCGACGGCGGAGACAUCUUCGACACCAAAGCCGAGGCCUGGAAACCCGACGAGACCCGGAAGGCCGACCAAAUCAAUGUCGACAAACAGUUGAUUCAAUUGAUCCGCAAAAAUAAGGAGAAGAAACUGUUGUUCGCGUAUUUGGGAUCGUAUUUCCAGUUAAGGAAUCGCGUCUUUCCUCACAAAUUGAAGUUCUAAUUGAAUUUGUCUUAAGAUUUAAUAAA
This is a messenger RNA of Medioppia subpectinata, 978 nucleotides long. The record is from the annotation of a GenBank genome assembly. Lineage: Eukaryota; Metazoa; Arthropoda; Arachnida; Sarcoptiformes; Oppiidae.